Messenger RNA from Solanum verrucosum, 846 nucleotides. RefSeq lists its product as uncharacterized. NCBI's taxonomy places the organism in Eukaryota, Viridiplantae, Streptophyta, Magnoliopsida, Solanales, Solanaceae. The transcript is spliced from 4 exons. The record is from RefSeq and is a predicted model, not a curated record. The coding region runs from base 1 to 846 and encodes 281 amino acids.
AUGGUUGACCUGGGGUUCUAUGGCUCAAAGUAUACUUGGUGCAAUAACAGAAGACCAGGUAAACAAAUAUGGAAAAGACUGGAAAGACUCUUUAUUAAUGCUGACUGGAACCAGCCAUUUCAGAAUAAUAAUAUCGAACAUCUUGCUAGAACGGCUUCAGAUCACAGACCUUUGAGGUUGUACAACAAAGUUGGAAUGAAACCAUUGAUGGCAACCCCAAUGUGGAUCUUACAGACUAAGUUAAAGAGACUUGGAAGGAAAUUGAGCCAAUGGUCUAGAAGUUCACUAGGGGACAUACAUGAUCAAGUCAUAAAACGGGAAGCAAAAAUCCAAAUGCUGGAAGAUAUUGAUCUAAUGUAUAGCAAUGAUCAAGGCAGGGAAGAACUCAACAAAGCUCCCAGUGAAUAUACUAGAUGGGGCAAAUGGGUACACAACAGCGAUAAAAUUGCUAAAGUGGCAGUAAGGCACUUUAAGAAGUUGUUCAACCUGCACAAUCCAAAUUCCUAUGGCAACACUCUGGACUACAUCAAUUCUUGCAUUACUGAUGAUGACAAUGAAGGGCUUAUUAAGUUACCAGAGGAAGAUGAGAUCAGAAAUGCAGUAUUUGACAUGUCACCUGCAAUCUGCAGAGCACCUGAUGGAUUCAAUGGCAGACUUAUUACUGAAAAUAUAUUAUCAGCACAAGAAAUUGCUCAGGAUAUUACUAAGUACAACAAAGGUGGUAAUAUAAUUAUUAAGCUAGAUAUGUCUUAUGAUAGGAUGUCUUGGUCCUUCCUUCAUGCUGUUUUGCUUAAAUUUGGUUUUGCCUACUACUUGGGUAGAUUGGAUAAUGAGAUUGAUCAAUGA